This is a messenger RNA of Coccidioides immitis RS, 1575 nucleotides long. RefSeq names its product 1,3-beta-glucan biosynthesis protein. Gene Ontology annotation, biological process: regulation of fungal-type cell wall biogenesis; cell wall biogenesis. The transcript has 2 exons. The record is from RefSeq and is a predicted model, not a curated record. Bases 1 to 1575 code for a protein of 524 amino acids. Gene Ontology annotation, cellular component: mating projection tip. NCBI's taxonomy places the organism in Eukaryota, Fungi, Ascomycota, Eurotiomycetes, Onygenales, Onygenaceae.
AUGACGUCCUUCGGGUCGGCAUGGCGUUCCUUCUGGCACACCAUGACAUCAAAUGACAGGCAUGCUUCCCACGACUCUCCCUACCGCACCGGGCAGCAUGUGCCCCUCAGCCAGAGCCGCCACGCACCCCUCACCUCCGUAGCGACCAGUGCCAUCGAGUCCCGACCAGAUCUCAGUUCGUCCUUCGAAGAAGAUUCGUCGAAGCGAUCCCAGCGUUGGUCGGAGUCCCAAGACACUAUCACCUCCCCGACCCGGCCAUACUCACCGGGCAUGAGGUCCAAACAAAGACGGUCCAAUGAGCAGGACGAAGGCGUGCAGAUGCAGAGUUUCCAUGACGGUGCUCCACCCCCUCCCCCGGUCUCGCAUUCUUGGAGGAAAAUAGAUAAAUGGUGCGAGAGAAAUUACGAGGAACUUUUUGAUCAAUUGUGCGAGGGUUGCACGCAGAAUGAUGUCAACGAGCUGGAGCACGAGCUGGACUGCAGUCUACCACUGGAAGUCCGCGAAUCGUUGAUGAUACAUGACGGCCAAGAACGAGGUGGCUUGCCCACCGGUGUCUUAUUCGGGUGUAUGCUUCUCGACUGUGAGGAAAUUGUUCAGGAAUGGAGAAACUGGCGAACAGUCAAUGAAGAGUUCCUCAGCACGACGACCAUAUCCGGGCCACAGCCUCCCCUAAAAGCAUACGGAGGUUCCUCGACUUCAAGUGCAGCGCAAGCUCAGUCCAACCCUCUCUGGCGACAGGAAUUGCUCGACAGGCAAGAUUCACAGCCAGUGCGGGCCAUUCAGAAGGCAUAUGCUCACCCAAGCUGGAUCCCCGUCGCGCGUGACUGGGGAGGUAACAAUAUCGCCAUUGAUCUUGCACCCGGACCAGCUGGAAAAUGGGGCCAGGUUAUCCUCUUCGGACGCGACUAUGAUUGUAAAUAUGUCAUUGCCAGGUCCUGGGCAGCUUUCUUAGCCAUGGUCGCAGACGACUUCCACUCUGGCAAGGUUAUUGUGGAUGAAGAUUCCAACGAGUUGAGAUUGAAACCUUUCAGAAACGCAGAUCCUCCGUACCUGGAGAUUCUCCGCUGGCGCACUGAUCAGAAGCAUGGCCGUAGACCUCCAAAGAAGCGGUCAGGAGGCGUUGGUCUUGGUGUCAACACUUCUGUCAAUGGAAAAACUACGAGAGAUUCCCCAUAUGGAAGUCCAACUCCAAGCACUGAGGAGAGAGGGCGUUCACCGCAUCGAUUCCCGUCACGCGGGCCUAACGGUAGCCCGAAGGGUGGCUUAGCAUUGUCUAGUCCUUUGGCACGAGUCGCAGAAGAAGCAUCAUCUCCUGUCAAAGAGAAUGAACCGAACGAUGCAGACAAGAGCAAGUCGAAGGAUGCAGAUCUCGUUGAUCUCACCUCGCCUGCUGCCUCAAUUAGAGCAGAACCCGUCCAUACUACCGAUUCGAAAAACGACGGGGAUGCGGAGCAAGGUACUAGCAAACGCACUUCCAAAGCUGCUGACAAACCGAAGAGCGGCCUGUCCACACCACGCUCAUCCACCGGUCUCGACGCGAAAGAUUUUGAAGGAAUGAAAAGUAUUGCGAUUUGA